AUGACUGCGGCGCCGCUCCCGUCCGAGGAGCGCGACUCCGAGCAUGAGGGCGUCGAGGAGAUGACGGAGGCUGCAAAGAAAGCUGAGGGAAAGGAGGAGAAGGAGGAGAAAGAGGAGGAGGAGGAGAUGACAAGCAGUCCCUCUUCACCUGAGCAGGAGGUGGGCGAGGAGCCCUGCCAGGUUGUGGAGCCCGAAGUCCCCGAGGAGGAACACGAGGAGGAAGAGGAUGUCUUGGACUUGCAGGGCGACCACGAAGAGCAGGAGGAUGCAGUUGAGGAUGCAAUUGAGGAUGCAGUUGAAGAUGCGGUUGAGGAGGCAGUUGAGGAGGCAGUUGAGGAGGCAGAGGAGGAGGCAGAGGAGGAGGCAGAAGAAGCGGAAAACCAUGUGGAUGCACCGCAUGACGGUGACCGUGAAGCAGAGGCCAAAGAACCUGAGCAGGCGCCGGAGGAAGGUGAUGCGGGUGAUGUUCCUGCCGUAGAUCAACAGGAGGAUGAAGUAGCAGAAGAGGAAGAGCAGGAAGAGCAGGAAGAAGAGGAAGAAGAGGAAGAAGAGGAAGAACUUGAAGCUGAAGCUGAGGAAUAUGUCGAGGAAGAUGCUCCAGGUGAGGAGGAGGCUGAAACGUGGCCUGCUCUACCAUCUUCCAGGCCGGCAGCCCCACGUCGCUGGACAGGCCGUGCAGCGCAGGAGCCAGUUUUGGACACGAACGAAGACGAAGAGGAGGAGAUGGAGGAGGAGGAGGAGGAGGAGUGGUAUGAUGAGGAGAUGGAGGAGGAAGUGGAGAAUCUGAGGAUGCAGAUGAGGCAGAUGGAAGAGGAGAACGAGAGUCUACGAGACGAACUGAGCCAGGAGAAGACCAGGGUGAAGCAGCUUCAGAAGCUGCAAGUCGAAGCUGCUCAGGCAGCCCACCGAGAGUUCGAGGCCAAGAAGCGUGAGGCUGCAGCAUUGCGUGAGCUGGAAGAGGCGAAAGCGUAUGUCUCCAAAAGGCACACCUUCGCCUUGAACGAGAAAGCCGAGCUGCCGAAGCCUCAGUGCUACUUCUUUGCGGAUGCAGUCCCCUUUCUGCAAGGCCACACGCAGGAACACCCAAUCCCUCAACCAGACAUGGUAGGCUAG
Symbiodinium sp. CCMP2592 is the source of this 1113-nucleotide messenger RNA. NCBI's taxonomy places the organism in Eukaryota, Dinophyceae, Suessiales, Symbiodiniaceae. The record is from the annotation of a GenBank genome assembly.